UUGGCUACAGAGAACUGACGUGUUGCGAGAUGAGCCAGCUUCCGAUCACGUGUUGUGGGGAUCCUUGUCACGUGACGAGGUCAACACCUUUCACUAUGGUUUUCAUCGAAAUGUGAACUUCUUUCUUGACACUCUGCUUCUGAGGCUGCAGGGGGACUUUGAGGGAAUGGAUGGAUUUUCGGUGACGUUUCCAGAGGCAGUGUGUUUCGGCGCCAGCCUCGCCUUGUCCGGCGUUUUUUACUACCUGCAUAGAAAGAAGAAGACGGUUGUUGAUAAACUUGAGAGCGCUCCACACGUCACAAUCGAUGAAAAACUCAGAAACCUUUUAAAAGCCACUCCAGGAGAAGUUCUACAAUAUGCUGUCAUUGAAGGUACAGUGAGACCUGUAAGCGAGUCUUUGAGGAGUCAGUCCCAUCAAGACGUCGUCGGGGUUUUGCAGAAAUUCACGUUGAAAGAACACAGAUUAGUUUGGAGUGGUCUUUCACGCUCGUGGAUGGACACUGAACGGGUCUUGCACAAAAGAGUGAACGUGGUUCCAUUUUUUCUGGUUGGUCUGGAUGAGACCGCGGUGAGGGUGCUGAGCCCCCUCUACGCGUCGGGGGAACACACUGAAAUCAUAAAUGAGAAAUUCCACCAGCCCAGUUACAGUUUUGGGCAGCUUGUUGGACAGUACCUGAGUGGAGAUAAGCCGAAAGGACACCUGGAGAUCGAGGAAAUGCUCAAAGUGGGUACGACACUUACAGGGAUUGGAGAGUUGAUUCUGGACAUGGAGGGUAAUCUGUGCCUUCGACCCCCCUCUGACAACUCCCAGUACUUCUUAAGUUCGGCAGACUUCGAGACCGUUUGUAAAGAGAAUUAUUUGGUAGCCUUUUGGUGGAAGACGCUGGCCGCCGCCUCUGCUUUGGCCGGAGCCGCCGUCCUCCUCUGGGUCGCGCUACGCUACUACAAACACCUGAAACGCCGCUGGGAGUCGGAGCAGGAAAGCCAAGAAUUCGCCAGGCUGCAGGCCGAAGCUGCCAGGCUCAGAGCUAAUGACCGCGAGGCCGCGCCAAACGAGGCUCAUUCGGGGAAUGAGUGUGUGAUUUGUCUGACUCACCCACGAGACUGCAUCCUGUUAGAAUGUGGACACGUGUGCUGCUGCUACGUCUGCUUCCAGUCCCUGCCCCGACGCAAAUGUCCCAUCUGCAGGCAGGACAUCGUCAGAGUGCUGCCUUUCUACCAGCCCUGAUUACUCCCUCCAUGAUGUCUGACGAUGCACUUUUAUUUUGAUGAUUAAUAGCCUCUCUUAAUAUUUGGAAAUGAGUGAAUAAUUAAAUUAUUUUUAACAUGUUACUAUUAAGCAAUACAGAUUUGUAUUUAAUGUGCCUUUGUCUACACUCAGUGAGCUGCCUCAUGUCUCACAUUGGAAAUACUGUGGAGUAUUGAUCUGAUCAGACGGGAGCGUUUUUUAGCUGCUUGAAAGUCGGGAGGUUGGAAGUUUCAGAAACAACAACCUCAAUGUUUACUGUAAUGUGCUCAGUUAUUAAAGGGAAGAGUGUGUAAAACUA
Messenger RNA from Oryzias melastigma (Indian medaka), 1547 nucleotides. It is a transcript of the gene mul2, whose product is annotated as mitochondrial E3 ubiquitin protein ligase 1a. The transcript has 6 exons. Gene Ontology annotation, biological process: organelle organization; protein ubiquitination. NCBI's taxonomy places the organism in Eukaryota, Metazoa, Chordata, Actinopteri, Beloniformes, Adrianichthyidae. The coding region runs from base 167 to 1228 and encodes 353 amino acids. Gene Ontology annotation, molecular function: ubiquitin-protein transferase activity. The record is from RefSeq and is a predicted model, not a curated record.